AUGGGGCUGCCACUAGCCCGCCUGGUGGCCGCCUGCCUGGCCCUGGCCUCGGCCUGGGGCUUGGAGGUGCAGAGAGUGGGCCAAUCCCGAAGCCACAGCCACAACGUCUGCAGCACCUGGGGCAAUUUCCACUAUAAGACCUUCGACGGUGACAUCUUCCGCUUCCCUGGCCUUUGUGACUACAACUUCGCCUCCGACUGCCGUGACUCCUACAAGGAGUUUGCUGUGCACCUGAAGCGGAGCCCCGGCCAGGACGGCAGCCACCCCCAGGUGGAGUCUGUGCUGCUGACCGUCAAGGACGACACCAUCUACCUCACCCGGCAGCUGGUUGUGGUGAACGGGGCCAUGGUCAGCACCCCGCACUACAGCGCAGGGCUGCUCAUCGUGAAGAGUGACGCCUACACCAAGAUCUACUCCCGAGCUGGCCUCUCGCUCAUGUGGAACCGCGAGGACGCACUCAUGCUGGAGCUGGACAGCAGGUUCCACAACCAUACCUGCGGGCUGUGUGGUGACUACAAUGGGCUACAGACCUACUCGGAAUUCCUGUCUGAAGGAAUCAGCUUCAGUGCCAUCGAGUUUGGGAACAUGCAGAAGAUCAACAAGCCCGAGGAGGAGUGUGAGGACCCCGAGGAGGCGGGCCUGCCUGAGUCCUGCUCCCAGCACCGCGCUGAGUGUGAGAGGCUGCUGACGGCUGAGGCCUUCGAGGACUGCCAGGCCCGUGUGCCGCUGGAGCUGUACGUGGAAGCCUGCAUGCACGACCGCUGCCAGUGCCUGCAGGCCGAUGGCUGUGUCUGCAGCACCAUCGCUGAGUUCUCCCGUCAGUGCUCCCACGCAGGUGGCCGGCCUGGAAACUGGAGAACAGCGUCUUUCUGUGCCAAGAGCUGCCCUGGCAACAUGGUGUACUUGGAGAGUGGCUCACCCUGCAUGGACACCUGCUCCCACCUGGAGGUCAGCAACCUGUGUGAAGAGCACCACAUGGAUGGUUGCUUCUGCCCCGAAGGCACUGUGUACGACGACAUCACGGGCAGUGGCUGUGUCCCUGUCAGCCAGUGCUACUGCAAGCUCCAUGGCCACCUGCAUGCCCCGGGCCAGGAGGUGACCAACGAUUGUGAGCAGUGUGUCUGCAACGCUGGCCGCUGGGUGUGCAAGGACCUGUCAUGCCCUGGGACCUGUUCCCUGGAGGGCGGCUCCCACAUCACCACCUUUGAUGGGAAGAAGUUCACCUUCCACGGGGACUGCGACUACGUCCUUGCCAAGGGUGACCACAAUGACUCCUAUGCCCUGCUGGGCGAGCUGGCCCCCUGCGGCACCACGGACAAGCAGACCUGCCUGAAGACAGUACAGCUGCUGACCGACAGCCGGAAGAACGUGGUGGCCUUCAAGUCGGACGGCAGCGUGCUGCUCAAUGAGCUGCAGGUGACCCUGCCCCACGUGGCUGCCAGCUUCUCCAUCUUCCGGCCAUCCUCCUACCACAUUGUGGUGAACACGGUCCUCGGGCUGCAGUUGCAGGUUCAGCUGGUGCCUGUCAUGCAGCUCUUCGUGACGUUGGACCCAUCGGCCCAGGGGCAGGUGCAGGGCCUCUGUGGGAACUUCAAUGGUCUGGAGAGCGACGACUUCAAGACAUCUUCUGGGCUGGUGGAAGCCACGGGCGCCAGCUUUGCCAACUCCUGGAAGGCGCAGCCAAGCUGCCACGACAAGCUGGACUGGCUGGAUGACCCCUGCUCGCUCAACAUUGAGAGCGCGAACUACGCCGAGCACUGGUGCUCUCUCCUGAAGAAGACGGAGACGCCCUUCGGCAGGUGCCACCUGGCUGUUGACCCCACUGAGUAUUACAAGAGGUGCAAGUACGACACGUGCAACUGCCAGAACAACGAGGACUGCCUGUGCGCGGCCCUGUCUUCCUACGCGCACGCCUGCGCCGCCAAGGGCGUGCUGCUGUGGGGCUGGCGGGAGCACGUCUGCAACAAGGACGUGAACGCCUGCCCCAGCUCACAGAUCUUCCUGUACAACCUGACCACCUGCCAGCAGACCUGCCGCUCGCUCUCUGAGGGUGACACCCACUGCCUGAAGGGCUUCGCACCCGUGGAUGGCUGCGGCUGCCCCGACCACACCUUCCUGGACCAGAAGGGCCGCUGUGUGCCCCGGGCCAAAUGCUCCUGCCACCACCACGGGUUCUACCUGGAGGCUGGAGAAGUGAUCCUGAGGCAGAGCGAGCGCUGCAUUUGCCAGGACGGAAGGCUGAACUGCAGGCCGAUCCAGCUGAUUGGGCAGAGCUGCAAGGCCCCAAAGAUCCUGGUAGACUGCAAUGACGUCACAUCCCUGGCCCCCCGGGAGCCGCGCCCCAUUAGCUGCCAGACGCUGGUGGCUGGCUAUUACCAUACAGGGUGUGUCAGUGGCUGCGUAUGCCCCAAUGGGCUGCUGGAUGAUGGCCGUGGUGGCUGUGUGGAGGAGGAGGAGUGCCCGUGCGUCCACAGCAAGGCCCUGUACCCCCCUGGGCACAAGAUCAAGCUGGACUGCAACAACACUUGCACUUGCCAGAGUGGACGCUGGGAGUGUACAAAGUUCGUGUGCCAUGGCACCUGCUCCAUCUAUGGCAGUGGCCACUAUGUCACCUUUGAUGGGAGGCACUAUGACUUUGAUGGACACUGCUCCUACGUGGCUGUUCAGGACUACUGUGGCCAGAACUCUACAGGCUCCUUCAGCAUUGUCACCGAGAAUGUCCCCUGUGGCACCACUGGUGUCACCUGCUCUAAGUCUAUCAAGAUCUUCAUAGGGAGGAUGGAGCUAAAGCUGGAGGACAAGCACCACAAGGUGAUUCAGCUGGAGGAGGGCCAGCGCGUGGCCUUCACCACGCGAGAGGUGGGCCAGUACCUGGUGGUGGAGGCCAGCACAGGUGUCAUCGUGAUCUGGGACAAGAAGACCACCGUCUUCAUCAAGCUGGCUCCCUCCUACAAGGGCUCCGUGUGCGGGCUGUGUGGGAACUUCGACGACCGCACCAGCAACGACUUCACCACACGGGACCACAUGGUGGUGAGCAGCGAGCUGGACUUCGGGAACAGCUGGAAGGAGGCCUCCACCUGCCCAGAUGUGGCUGCCACCCCCGACCCCUGCAGCCUGAAUCCGCACCGCCGCUCCUGGGCCGAGAAGCAGUGCAGCAUCAUCAAGAGCUCCGUGUUCGCUGUGUGCCACAGCAAGGUGGACCCCACGGUCUUCUAUGAGGCCUGUGUGCACGACUCCUGCUCGUGCGAUUCCGGCGGGGAUUGCGAAUGCUUCUGCUCUGCCGUGGCCUCCUAUGCCCAGGAGUGCACCAAGGCGGAGGCCUGCGUGUUCUGGAGGACGCCGGAUCUGUGCCGCUGCUACCCUCGGUGCCCUAAGGACAAGCCCAUUUACGACGAGGACCUGAAGCUGUGUGUCACUGGGGACCGGUGUGGCUGCUAUGUCGAGGACACCCACUACCCGCCAGGAACAUCGCUUCCCACCAAUGAUAUCUGCAAGAUCUGCGAGUGCAACAACUUCUCCCAGGUGAACUGCUCGUGGGAUGUAGGGAAAGUCCUCAACUCUACCCAGGAUGGCCUCUUCUGCUACAAUGUGACCUGUGGCCCCAAUGGGACAGUGCAUGAGGACUUCAACGUCUGCCCAUCUACCACGCUAACUCCGUCCACCACACCGCGCCCGUCCACACUGACCACCUCCACCUCAGUCCCCACCACGCCCACCACCCCGCUCACCACUACCAGUGCCCCCAGCACCACCACGGGAUGGUCAUGCUGCUUCUGGUCAGACUGGAUCAACGAGGACCACCCUAGCAAGGGCACUGAUGGUGGGGACCGUGAGACUUUUGACAGCGUCUGCAGUGCUCCUGAGGACAUCGAGUGCAGGUCGGCCACUGAUCCUCACCUCAGCUUGCAGGAGCUGGGCCAGAAACCAACAACACCGACACCUAUCACUUAUACCACAGAGACCACAACUCCCACCACCACCACCACCACUACCACAGAGACUACAACACCCACACCCACAACAACUACAGAGACAAGACCUACACCCACUACAACCACAGAGACCACAACCCCCACACCCACAGGUACAACUACAGAGACCACCACUCCCACAACCACUACCACUGAGACCACAACACCUACACCAACAAUCACAACCACAGUGACCACAACACCCACACCAGAGACGUCAACACCCACACUGAGAACCACAACACCCACACCAAUGACCACAACAACAGAGACAACAACAACACCAGAGACCACAACACCCACACCCACCACAACUACGGAGACAACAACACCCACUUACACCACCACCACAGAGACCACAACACCCACACCCACAGAGACAACAACACCCACACCCACCACAACUACGGAGACAACACCCACAACCAGCACAACCACAGUGACCACAACACCCACACCAGAGACCACAACACCCACAUCUAUCCCCACUACCACAGAGACCACCACUCUCACUGUGCCAACGACCACGGCAGUCACCUCCACCCAGACCAGCCUCUCCUCGACGGAGCCGACCAUAUCAGACACCACACCGAUCGAGACUCCCAGCAGCGGCUGGACAUACAGUCCCUCCGUCUUGUGCUGCUUCUUGAAUGGCACCUACUAUCUCCCAGGCGAGCUGGUGUACAACGGAACACACGGGAACACCUGCUAUUAUGUAAACUGCUCCCUGGACUGCGAACUCCAGUUCUUCAACUGGUCUUGCCCAUCCACACCCUCCACGUCCACACCCACACCCUCCACGUCCACACCCACACCGUCCACGUCCACACCCACGUCCUCCUCGUCCACACCCACACCCACGCCCUCCAAGCCAACGUCCAGCACACCGGUCACCACCAAGCCUCCAGGGUGCCUAGACUUCAUCCCUCCAAGACAGGAGAAUGAGACCUGGUGGCUGUGUAACUGCACAAUGGCCACCUGCAAGUACGACAACGUGGUGGAGAUCAUUCCGGUGGAGUGCAAGCCGCCGCCUAAGCCCACCUGCUCCAACGGCCUCAAGCCCGUGCAAGUCAUGGACCCUGAUGGCUGCUGCUGGCACUGGGAGUGCGACUGCUAUUGCACAGGCUGGGGAGACCCGCACUUCGUCACCUUUGAUGGGCUCUACUACAGCUACCAGGGCAACUGCACCUAUGUGCUAGUGGAGGAGAUCACCUCCACGGUGGACAACUUCGGUGUCUACGUAGACAACUACCACUGUGACAUCCACGACAAGGUGUCCUGCCCCCGCACGCUCAUCGUGCGCCAUGAGACCCAGGAGGUGCUGAUCAAAACUCUGCAGAUGACACCCAUGAAGGUGCAGGUGCUGAUCAACAAGCAGGCAGUGGCCCUGCCCUACAAGAAGUACGGGCUGAAGGUGUAUGAGUCGGGUAUCAACUUCCUGGUGGACAUCCCUGAGCUUGGCGCCCUCAUAUCCUACAAUGGCCUGUCCUUCUCUAUCAGGCUGCCCUACAAGCGCUUUGGCAACAACACCAAGGGCCAGUGUGGCACCUGCACCAACAGCACAGAGGACGACUGUGUGCUGCCCAACGGGGAGGUCACCUCCAACUGUGAGCUGGCUGCUGACCAGUGGGUGGUGAACGACCCCUCCAAGCCACACUGUCCCCACACCGACUUCACCACCAAGCGCCCAGUUGUCAAGACAACUCCACCCGACAACUGCACCCAGUCUCCCAUCUGCCAGCUCAUCAAGGACAGCUUGUUUGCCCAGUGCCACGCCUUGGUGCCUCCCCAGCACUACUACGAAGCCUGCAUAUUUGACAGCUGCUCCGUGCCAAACUCGGGCAUGGAGUGUGCCAGCGUGCAGGCCUAUGCGGCGCUCUGCUCCCAGGAGGGCUUCUGUGUGGACUGGCGGAGACACACUAAUGGGUCCUGCGCUGUGAUGUGUCCAGCUCACAGGGAGUACCAGGCCUGCGGGCCCGCAGAGGAACCCACCUGCACGUCAAGCUCCCCGCUGAACUCCUCGGUUCUGGUGGAAGGUUGCUUCUGUCCGGAAGGCACCACAAACUACGCCCCUGGCUAUGAUGUCUGCGUGAAGAUGUGCGGCUGCGUGGGACCCGACAGUGUGCCCAGAGAGUUUGGGGAGCACUUUGUCUUCGACUGCAAGGACUGCAUCUGCCUGGAGGGUGGCAGUGGCAUCACCUGCCAGCCCAAGAAGUGCAGCCAGGAGGCCCUGCCCAUGUGCAAGGAGGAGGGCACCUACCUGGUCACUGAGGUCAACCCAGCUGACACCUGCUGCAAUAUCUCCUCGUGCAAGUGCAAUGCCAGCCUGUGCAAGAGUGAGCCCCCUUCAUGCUCACUGGGCUUUGAGGCGAAGAGCAAGAUGGUGCCCGGGCAGUGCUGCCCAGUCUACUCCUGCGAGCCCAAGCGGGUGUGUGUGCACAACAGCGCAGAGUACCAGCCCGGAUCCCCAGUGUACUCCUCCAAGUGCCAGGACUGCUUGUGCAGCCACGAGGUCAACAACAGCACCCAGCUCAACAUCAUCAGCUGCACCCCUGUGCCCUGCAACGUCUCCUGCGACCCUGGCUUCGAGCCUGUGGAGGUCCCUGGCGAGUGCUGCAGGAAGUGCCAGCAGACCAGCUGCAUCAUCAGCAUGCCUAGUGGCCAGCGCGUCAUCCUGAAGCCUGGGGAUGUAGAGAAGAACCCCAACAACAAGUGCACCUUCUUCAGCUGUGUGGAGAUCCACAACCAGCUCAUCUCCUCCGUCUCCAACAUCACCUGCCCUGACUUCGACCCCAGCAGCUGUGUCCCGGGAUCCAUCACAUUUAUGCCCAACGAGUGCUGCCAGACAUGCAUCCCUCUGAAUACCAGUGUGCCCUGCGCCACCGUCCCCAUUGUCAAGGAAAUUUCCCACGCUGGCUGUGCCAAGAACGUCACCACCAACUACUGCUCCGGGUCCUGCGAGACGUUUUCCAUGUACUCGGCCAAGGCGCAGACCCUGGACCACCGCUGCUCCUGCUGCAAGGAGGAGAGCACCGUCAAGCGCCAGGUGGUCCUGGACUGUCCCAACGGAGGCUCGCUGGACUACACCUACACGCACAUCCAGAGGUGCCGGUGCCGGGACAGCGUGUGUGGCCUCCCGCAGGCCUAGCCGGAGUAUGGCGCUCCAGCCCCCGCUUCUGGGCAGGGCCUAAGCGGCCAGGUACUC
Molecule: messenger RNA, 7176 nt
Organism: Octodon degus (degu)
Lineage: Eukaryota; Metazoa; Chordata; Mammalia; Rodentia; Octodontidae
Gene: Muc2
Product: mucin 2, oligomeric mucus/gel-forming
Exons: 50
Coding region: 1-7119 (2372 amino acids)
Cellular component (GO): extracellular matrix
Molecular function (GO): protein binding
Source: RefSeq, a predicted model, not a curated record